Molecule: messenger RNA, 684 nt
Organism: Microtus oregoni (creeping vole)
Lineage: Eukaryota; Metazoa; Chordata; Mammalia; Rodentia; Cricetidae
Product: 40S ribosomal protein S7-like
Exons: 2
Coding region: 1-684 (227 amino acids)
Biological process (GO): translation; rRNA processing; ribosomal small subunit biogenesis
Cellular component (GO): ribosome; small-subunit processome; cytosolic small ribosomal subunit
Molecular function (GO): structural constituent of ribosome
Source: RefSeq, a predicted model, not a curated record
AUGCAGAACUCAAAAAAUGGAAGACUCCUGUCAGUGUGUUCCCGGGUCUUUGCUGUGAAGACUCAGGCGUUUACAUCUCUUUCCAAGCCGGCACUCCGUAAGGGCAAGUCAUUAUUCAGCUCGAGCGCCAAGAUCGUCAAGCCCAAUGGCGAGAAGCCGGACGAGUUCGAGUCCGGCAUCUCUCAGGCGCUGCUCGAGCUGGAGAUGAACUCGGAUCUCAAGGCGCAGCUGCGGGAGCUCAACAUCACUGCGGCCAAGGAAAUUGAAGUUGGCGGUGGCCCGAAAGCCAUCAUAAUUUUUGUACCAGUUCCUCAGCUGAAAUCCUUCCAAAAAAUCCAAGUCCGGCUGGUUCGUGAAUUGGAGAAAAAGUUCAGCGGGAAACACGUAGUCUUCAUUGCUCAGAGGAGGAUUCUGCCCAAGCCAACUCGGAAAAGCCGUACGAAAAAUAAGCAGAAGCGCCCCAGAAGCCGCACGCUCACCGCAGUGCACGAUGCCAUCCUUGAGGACUUGGUCUUCCUGAGGGAGAUUGUGGGCAAGAGGAUCCGUGUGAAACUGGACGGCAGCCGGCUCAUAAAGGUUCAUUUAGACAAAGCACAGCAGAACAAUGUGGAGCACAAGGUGGAAACGUUUUCUGGUGUGUAUAAGAAGCUCACGGGCAAGGAUGUUAAUUUUGAAAAUGACUGA